UGAUGAUGAAUUUAACAUUGUAUCUGAUAAUUCUGACAACAUCAAAUACAAAAAAAAUUAUGAAAAUGAAUUUGAAUUAUUAAAAAGGGAAUCUGAAAAUUUUAUUAACAAUUGGAACCGUAAAGAAAAUAACAAAAUUUUUAACAAUAAGAAACUAAAAAUUGAUGAAAAUAUUGAUGAAAGUAUUAAUGAUAUGGGAUAUAAAUAUAACGAAACUAAUUUUGAAGAUUUUGAAUUGUUACUUAAAGAAGAAAAUCUUUCAACACAAUAUUUAAAAAAUUUUUUAACAAAAAAUAUAAAUAAUAUUAAAGGCUUAAGAAUUAAUAUCAAAGAGGAAAAAAUUACAACUCCUCUUUAUAAAAAUCAAGAAUUAUUUGUAAUUGAAAAUUUCCGUAAAGAAACAAAA
Messenger RNA from Dentiscutata erythropus, 406 nucleotides. Lineage: Eukaryota; Fungi; Glomeromycota; Glomeromycetes; Diversisporales; Gigasporaceae. The record is from the annotation of a GenBank genome assembly.